Messenger RNA from Bacidia gigantensis, 1983 nucleotides. RefSeq lists its product as uncharacterized. The record is from RefSeq and is a predicted model, not a curated record. Lineage: Eukaryota; Fungi; Ascomycota; Lecanoromycetes; Lecanorales; Ramalinaceae. The coding region runs from base 1 to 1983 and encodes 660 amino acids. Gene Ontology annotation, molecular function: metallopeptidase activity. The transcript has 3 exons.
AUGUUCUCAUCCAUUCAAUCCUAUUCACGCUUGUAUGCUUUCACAAUCAUUGGGCUUAUACCUUUGAUUGUUGUUUCUUCCCCUGUUGAAAGGCCUAUUCCAAGCGUUCUCAGACCGAGGCAGACCGAGGCUACUCCACAUCCUCUCGAUUACGCACCGGACUUCUCCAAAGACCCCUUUCCCCCUUGGCCAAACGUCAACAAAGAUGACGGCAGUAGACUGGAAACCCAGAACUGGCGGGGAACAAAGCUCUUUGGUUGGAAGGGCUGCGAGAAACAGGACCAACAGACCAUCGUCCAGACUUUCAAUGACUUCUAUACUCUGGCACAACAAAAAUCUGUGUGGGAUGAUAUUGACUGGGACUCGCAAGCUGCUCAGGAAAUCUGGGGCCAUGCAACUGACGACAGGAAGAAAGUUUUAGACAGCGUUAAACCCCAGAUCAAACAUAUUUUCGAAGCUACUCAACAAAUCUACAAUAAGAAUUGGUGGGUACCUCCAUAUAUCUACGAUCCGCCAUGGGUUGCUUGGAGAAAUUUAUGGAUCAGGGUCCAAUGCGCUCCCGACGGAGAUGAAAGCAAUACGUGCGGCGACAAGAAUCCGAAAUGCCCUGGAGGAACGCCACCUACCAAAGGCAAAACAAGUGAAGUGGAAGCUUACAGCGACAAUACACAAUGGUACAGCAAAAUCGUAUUCUGCAACUACUUCUUCAAUGGGAUGAGGUCUUUGAAAGAACAGAUGGAUACCGCGAAGAAGAACAAUCAGGCUUAUAAGAACGAUCUGUGGAAUUAUCAGAACCGUGCUCGUACUCUCUUCCAUGAGAUGACGCAUUUGGAUUACUUCAUGAGCACCCCAGACAAGAGUCCUUACGUAGACGAUGUCAAGAUAAGGGUCAAGUCUGGCAAGAGUGUCACCAACGAAAGGAGCUAUGGCCCGUCCAAUGUCAAAAUUCUGGCGAACUAUGAAGCUGUUGGAAAAGGCGGCUAUUACACACAACGAAAUGGUAAAAGCACACCUUCUGCCGACUAUGAUGAACGGCCAGCUAACCAAAUUUAUAGCGGACUCAUACGCUUGGUUCGCCAUGGCAAAGUAUGUCGAGCAGGAAAUGAAGCUGUAUGUGACCCUGACCACCCACACAUAGCACCCAAGGCUGAAGCUGACUUUCCAACCCCCAGCUAUCCCACAGAUCCGGUACAAAACCAAGCCCCCACCCGUGCACCCAAAGGCAGCAACGACCAGACCUUAUCCACAGACGACACCACCACCGACGACAGCCCCGAAGGCGACGCCACCAACGAACCCGACCACUUCGUCUCCGGGUGCGACGACUACAUCCGCACCGCGAACGCGGUCUGGGGAAUCGCCACGGUGAACGACGACGCCAAAACCGACUGCGACGACAGCAAACUGUCGGGAGUCAUGUUCAACGCAAUGACGAACGCGGACCCGCUGCAAUUCAACAUCUACGACAAAUUCUGCCAGCAGAUCGACGGCACGGUGAACUCGAAGCUCACGUACGACGCGCACGGCAACCCCAAGGACGCUCCCAAGAAGAAGGCGAAGCGCACUCCUCCCUCCGAUCCCGACGCAUUGAAUGAUUACUCCUUCGAACUGUCCUGGGAGACGGCUGGAGGGGACAAUAGGGGGUGUUCGCAAGAUGUGGUGAGUUGUCGUAAGGCGUUCGCUGACUUGACUACCUCGCCGUGUGGGCACCAGGGAGGCCAGAUGAACGCCAUGACGUCGGCGGCGAAGAUCACGUUGCCGAAUUGCGGCACUUAUGCGUGGUUGAUCACGGGCGGGGAUGCGGCGCCGACGGAUGGUGGGGGAGGGGGAGGGGGAGGGGAUAAGCCCGGGUGCCAGUUCACGGGAGAUCCGCUCACGGGCGGGUGUAAGUGCUCGGAUGGCUCGACGCCCGCUAGGGAUGAGGAUAAUAGGUGCUGUUUGUAUAAUCAACCUGGUGGGGAUCAGUGCUUUAGCAAUGGGUAA